AUGGUGUGUAAAAAGGAAUCUUUCCUUACAGGGACGCAGACGGUGUCGCUGUUCCUCUGCCUGGUUAUCCUACUAGCGACGAUCCAACACGGAAAUGCCGAGCGAAAGAUCGUGUGUUACUAUACGAACUGGUCGAUCUAUCGACCGGGGACGGCAAAAUUCUCCCCGCAAAACAUUAAUCCGUACUUGUGCACUCAUUUGAUCUACGCUUUCGGCGGGUUUACCAAGGACAAUGCUUUGAAACCAUUCGACAAGUAUCAAGACAUCGAAAAAGGUGGUUAUGCCAAAUUUACCGGCCUAAAAACGUACAACAAAAACCUGAAGACCAUGUUGGCCAUCGGCGGUUGGAACGAAGGCUCCAGCAGGUUUUCACCGAUGGUGGCCGACCAAGAGAGGAGGCGGGAAUUCGUUAAGAAUUCGAUCAAGUUCCUUCGAAAGAAUCAUUUUGACGGCCUCGAUCUCGACUGGGAGUACCCGGCCUUCAGGGACGGUGGAAAGCCUCGAGACAAAGACAAUUAUGCCAAUCUGGUGCAGGAACUCAGAGAGGAGUUCGAUAGAGAGUCCUCGAAAACCGGAAGACCGAGACUGCUGCUGUCCCUGGCGAUGCCAGCCGGUAUCGAGUACGUCGACAAAGGCUACGACGUACCUAGAUUAAACGAGUAUCUGGACUUCAUCAACCUCCUCUCGUACGAUUAUCACUCGUCCUACGAACCGGCUGUGAAUCACCACUCCCCUCUAUAUCCCUUGGAAGAGGACAACGAGUAUAACUACGACACCGAGUUGACGAUCGACUACACGAUCGAGUAUCUGUUGAAAAAGGGUGCCUCCCCGGAGAAGAUCAUUCUAGGCAUUCCAACCUACGGACGGUCUUACACGCUUUUCAAUCAGGACGCGACCGAAUUGGGAUCCCCGGCGGAUGGGCCGGGAAUCGAGGGCGACGCGACACGAGAAAAGGGUUAUCUUGCUUAUUACGAGAUUUGCGAGAGCCUCGCAGCCACGGAGGACUGGGAAGUGAUCCAGCCGAACCCGAAGGCGAUGGGCCCUUACGCGUUCAAAGGCGACCAGUGGGUGGGCUACGACGACGAGGACAUAGUGAAACUGAAAGCCAAAUACGUGAACGAGAAGAACUUGGGCGGUAUCAUGUUCUGGACGAUCGACAACGACGAUUUCCGCGGCAAGUGCCACGAUCGUCCGUAUCCAUUGAUCGAAGCGGCCAAAGAGACUCUUUUGUCCGACAGCACGAAUACGGUUCAAAAGUCAAAGACCUUGGACAAUCGCAAGAAGACUCGCGUGUCAGGGGUCCAGAGCAACACCGUGGGAAGGAAACAAGGUACGAAUAGAAGGAGCACCACUACCGCGGCAUCCGCGACGAGGAAACGGGUCACCUCUUCACCGAGGCCCAAAUUCCGGACGUUUGCGCGGCCCAAAGCCAGCGUCGAGGAGGAGGAGGAGAAGGAGGUCGACAGGAGGUCGUACGAUCCGUCCUCGGACGAGGAGGAGGAGGAGGACGGUGGCAACGCGGUGAGAACCGCGGACAAGAGUAACAGAUCGAGGGAAAAGAGCAAGAGUAGACCGAAGAGACCCAGUUCUGGUCGGAAUCGUAGAAAGCAGAAUCGCCACAAAGGGGGCGGCAACAACGACUCUGGUCAAGAAUCUCUGAGCAACAAGCUGACCACUCCGGAACCACCGACUACACCUGAUCCUGGAACUGACUUCAAGUGCGAAGAUGAAGGAUUCUUCUCGCAUCCUCGAGACUGCAAGAAGUACUUUUGGUGUUUGGAUGCUGGUCCAGGUGGUCUUGGCGUCGUGGCGCAUCAGUUCACUUGUCCCUCGGGAUUGGUGUUCAACAAGGCAGCCGAUUCGUGCGACUAUCCGCGCAACGUGGUCUGUCCGAAGUCGAAAACGACCACCGUUUCGACGACCAGGGCGCCUAUAACGGCUGCCACCAGUCGUACAACGUAUCUGUACAGCAGCACGCGUAAACCGACCACCGAGAAACCGGACAGCGAAGAGGAAUACGAAGAGGAGUACGAGGACGAUGACGAAAUCGAAGAAGAAGAUGAAGAAGAAGAAGAAGAAGUAAAGGAAGAACCCAAAGUGUCCUCUACUUUGAAACCACUUCUGUACAAAACGAUCACUAGAAACAGGCCCACCACCACGACGACCACGACGACAACAGAGGCGCCAUCUACGACUUCCAAGUCUGAGAAACACGACCCGGAAAAAGUGAUCGGUAGCGAGGACGAGGAGGAGGACCCUAAGGUCAUCAAGGAGUUAAUAAUGCUUAUUAAGAAAGCUGGUGGUAUAGAGGAAUUGGAGAAGCAACUGUUUAUCCAAAACAAGAGUCCCGACGAGACCAGCUCGGGUAACGAGCCAGUUACUCCAGCCACGAUAAGUCGUACCCUGUACGAACGCGUGCUGAACCGUCAGGCUGGAAAAAGCGUCAGCAGACAACGCACAUCUACGAAUAAAAAUCGCGCGAACGGACCAGGCGGAGCGCAGUUCGAAGGUCUGGACGAAGUUCCGGAAGUGAAGACUCUGAGACGAACGUACAAGCCUCAAUACGUUACCAUCGAGAGACCCAAAUCCUCCACGAAAGAACCACCGGUCGAAGACGAGGAGCUCAACCAAGAGGAAGACCUCGACGACGAUACAGCGGAUGUGGCUUCCUCCGAAGAACAGUCCAUCAGCAAUCCCUUCCUAACCAGUUCCACGCAAAGAGCUACUCCUAAUUACAUUAACAUCAGACGUGCUCGGCCAUCGAGUACGACGUCGAGAAACGAGAACGACGUGGACGAGAAGGACGAAGACACGAAGGAACAAUCGGCGUCUGUUCGUUCUCGACGUCCUAACAUCUCGUCAAAGAGUACCGAGAGCAACUCCUCGGAGGAAUCAAAGUCCAGCGAGGAGAGCUCGCCAACUACCAAAUCUAGGUACAUCAACAUUCAGAGAUUCAGAAGCACGACUCCGAAGUCUCCAGAGGUCGUCUCUGAGACGAUCUCCGCCAGUCAAGAACCGAUCACGGAAUCAGUUUCGAGCGAAGCGCCAAAAAUCGACGCAAAGACGGAAGCAGCAACGACAACGACAACGUCGACGACGACAACAACGACGACGACGACGACGAUGACGCCGUCGACGACGACCACCUUUGCCUCGAGCACCGUUUCCACGACGUCGAACGACAUCGUCCGCGAACCGGAAAUGGAAGAACCGGUCUCGAGCACGACAACAGAGACCGUGAAACUGGUCGAGGAUUCGGCGACGGAAAUCCUGUUGACCACGGCGCCGGCGAGCCUGUCGACGUUGUUGACGCCGAACGCGAAAAUCGGCGCCGCGACGGUGUCGCAUCCGCGUCCGUUCGGCUUCAGUCGACGUAACCGACCGGCGGACACCGCGACCACUCCGCUGCCAGCGUCCAACGAUCAGACGAGGCCCAAGGUGAGUAUAUCGUCGCGAAACCACACGCGCUCGUCCUUUUUGGUAGGACGUGGUCGGUUAAGGCCGCGACAAGAGCCGAUCGCCGAGCACGACCGAGAACGGCCGAGCGACGCCGCCGAGGAAUCCUCACAAGCGCCCGGACGAACGAGACAACGGGGAUCCAGCAGGUACACGCCUUCCACCUACAAAACGAAAACCGAGGAAACGGUCAACUCCGUGGUCAGAGAACGGACCAGAGUCACGGAGGCUGCCAGAACCACGGAGAGCGCGUCGGAGUCUCCCAGACGGAGGUUCCGACGACCGAGCGCCAGAGCCACAGGCGAACAUCCGAAGGCGAACGAGCUCGAGGACAGUCCCAUCGUCAGGAUCACUCAGAGCUACCCGAGGAGAAGCCUGCCGUCGAGAUCGAGGAGCGCGACCGUGGACGAGGACGAGGCCGAGAAAGAGAAAAUCACCAACAUAAAGGUGUUCAAAAAACCGACCACUGUGAACCGGGACGUAUACGCUAGGACCAAGUACACGAGGAAACGGAACAACGCGGAGGAGCAGAGCAAAGAAACGGAGGACGCGGUCUCGUCCACCGCGCCGUAUUCUUCCACCGUUGUCUCGACGACGGUUUCCGCGCAACCAACGGAAGCGGAGAGUCCUCCGAACGAUCCUAUCACCGAGGAACCUUACGCGAAUUCUGUCGACGAGCUGGACAGCGCUCCAGAUUCGACGACCACGGAAUCGAGCGUCGAGACGAACACCGUGGAGCCGAUUCGAACCACGGAGUCCAUCAUGGAGAACGAGGUGGUCACCGUGACCCCGGACGAUCGACCACGCGCUGACGAGGAGCAUGCUGGAGUGUUCACCACGACCAACAAGAACGUCGUGGUCGAAGACUUCGAUCCAGACGUUAUCAGAAUCGUGUUCCCCACGAACGUAACCGAUCAAACCACUCAGGGCAGUCGAAACGCCACGGUUCCUAGGAGACGGAAGGUUCUGCUGAGGAAACGACCAGUUGCGUCCAGCACCGUCGCGUCGCAGGAAGAGGAGGAGAACAGGUCGCUUCAUCGAAGAAGGAAGGUGGUCAGGCGUCUACGUCCAGUUCAAAACACCACUACGGCAACGGAGGUUUCUUCCACCGAGCAGGACCAAGUGGUGCUGAGAUUCGGGUACACGGUACCUAACGAAGACAUCGAGGAGGAAUCGGUCACGAAGAUGGACGUAUCGACGGAAGCUUUCGACACGUCCACGGCGGAGACUUCGAGAACGAUAGAUUACACACUGGUCAGCGACUUCGCGUCCACUUUCGAAACGACGACCGUGACGCCGAUCGACGACGAGGUCACGACGGCCUCGACGAUGAUCGAUAACUUCACCACCGCCGCGACGGAGCUCGAGAUCGAAGAACCGGUCACCGAGACCGCCGCAACGGAAUCGACCGCGUCGAGUUUCUCGACGGAAUUCGACGAGACGUCGGAGCCGAGCAGCCAACCAGACGCUUCGAGUACGCCUUCGAUAGCCACGCAAACCACUCGCAGGCUCGAGCCGUACAACAGAACGUACUAUUUGGACUCCAGAUACGUGAGGAAGAAGUUUGUACGCAGACGACCCGUGGAGAACGUUAACAACGCCAUCUCGAGGAACUUCGCGCGUCCAUCGUCGACAACCGAGAGGAGCAACACGGAUGGCGCGUCGAAACGCAGAAAGAGCCUGUUCGUCCGUCGUAGGCCAGUGACCUCGACGACCGCCAGGAUGACACAGUCGACGGAGAACGUCGUGGACGAGACAACGCUCGGGGAUGAGAAAGAGUUGAGACUGGAGGAGCACCUCGACUCGAACGACGCGACUCUGAGGAUCCAUCGUGGGAACGACGAGGACGUGUUCGCUGUCGAUCUGUCGGCGAAGAGGGAACCGGAGGAGUUCUGGAGUCGGUACGUUACCCCGCCAUCGACGUUCAAUGCCACCGAGGACGAGGCCAUUUCCACCGGGAGCGAGGAAACGUACAGAUCAACGCUGGCCAGCAACCGGAAGCCGGAGUAUCGCCCUAGGUACAGGGUGCCGAACUCUUUGAGGAAAACGGUGAGCACGGAGGGCGGUUACGAUCUGGACUCGUCGCUGAAGGAAUCCGAGGAGGCGAGCGACUCGACGCCCAGGCAGCAACAAAACUUCCGUCAGCCGAGGACGCGUUACCAGUAUCGGGACGAGGAGGUACCGGACGCCACGCAAUCGCCCAGCUUCGACUCGUCGACCCACGUUAGGUCGCGGUUCUACGCGAGACGUCCAGUGUCCAGCACCACGGAGCUCUCCGUCACGGAGACUCUGAUCCCGGCGAAGAAGUUCGACUACGUGGCAGACGCUCACAGAAGACAGCAAUCGUUGCGGACCACACCGCGCGGACCCUCGGAUGAGGACACGACCACCCUGAGGAGCUUGGGGGAUGAACGACAGGAGGUCCAGAACCUGGUGGACACGGAUUACGUGACCACGCCGCCCCCGAAACCGUUGGUCACGAGAUUGGUGACCUCCGUCGAGGAGUCCGCGACCACGGAACGGCAGAAAAUUCUGAUAAAGACCAAGUACUCUUCGUUGACGUCGACCACGAGGAUCCCGUUGCAGACCACCGCCCCCUCGGUCCCCGACACCUUGGAGAAGUCCAAGGACACCUCCGGCGAGACGAACGAGGACGAGACGGCGAACGAGAUCCGUCAGAGCAACGUCGAGAGGUCCACGUUGCCCAUAGAAAGCGAGUUCCUACACCGGGCGACCGGUUGGCUCACCACCGAGUCCCACGAAUCGUCCACGAUCGAGAUCGAGUCUGUGUUCAGCAACUUGAUCGGCGCCAGAGACUCCGGCCAAACAGGUAGAAGAGAGACACAAUUCUUCUGCUUCUUCUUCCCUUCUCCGAUUCGUCGCGGACUCGAGACCGUCGGGAAUCGAUCGAACGGGAAACGAGCAAGCGAGCAACCGAGGAUCGGUACUUCGAUAGAGAUAACGGGAACGAGGAUCUCGUUGAACGGAGGACCGUCACUAAGCGUGCCGCCUUCUUCUGAUUUUCAGGUCGCCAACUCGGAAGCUAUUAGACUACCGACCCUCAAGGAACUCAUUGGUUAUCGGACGAACGAUCGCGCCGUCAGCCCGUCGCCCGUGUACUUGAGCUUGCUCGACAAACGCGCGAAUCUCGUUCUCGAGGAAGACGCGGCUCCGGGUGAAUCGGUACCGAGCCUGGCCAAAGUCUCCGGAGACUUCGAGAACCGGCCAGCGAGCGUCAGAGAACCCUGGACUCUGGAAGAGAUCGAUCAAAGUAGGAAAGGAAGCGACGCGGUAGAGGCGCCUUUGGCCUCUGGAGGAAACGAAUUGGAUUUGUUGGACGGCAGAGCGAGCGCGUAUUACGUCGAGGACAAUAUCGCCGACAACGAAGACGAUGGUCCGACCAAGAACAAGAAGAGGAUAGAUCGCCAAGAUUCGUCCACCACUACGCCCAGACCGACCACUAUGCGCGGUCCUCCGCUGGCCACUCUGUUUCAAAGUCAAAUUCCGCGUGGCUUUUACGUGACCAGAAGCGAAACUGACCCGGUCGAUACACGAAAAACAGGGAACUCAACGACCGAGCCGUCUACCUUACCGACAGCGGUACCUACUUUAUCUAUGGGAGAAGUAACAGACGCCAUUGUUAUCAUGGUAUCGACUUCACCAAGUAACACCGAAAAACAGUCUACUGUUUCUGCCAGCAUAAACAGUACGAUCAACGAUGAGAAGAGUUCCACAGCAGCUAUCGAAGGCCAAACGAUGCGCGUAAUCGGAGACAGAGUCGGAAGCACGACUCCUUCGAUCAACCGGGAAGAAACGGAGACGGAAACAAAUUUGGCGAAAACAGAAGCAUCGCCGAACAGCAAGACUACGAUAGUGCCUUUUAGUUCGUUAACCAGCUCGAUACCGGCUGAAACCGAUUUGUCCACUUUCUUGCAUUCCAAUGAACCCGUAACUAGAGAACUCUUGUUAGAUAAUUCCCCAAUGAUGACUACCGAUUCUUCUCAAUCAACGGACGUUACAAGAUCGGAUAUUUCUGAACAGAAUAAAGUUUCUCAAUCUAGCGAUUCACUGUCUGAUUCCACUUCUGAAACCUUGUACACACCUUCGAUGACUCGAAUCGCGAUAGAUCACACGUUAGAAUCAACGACAGAAACGGAAUUAAAUACGCAGAAGGAUUCCGGCGCAAGUUCGGAAGAGACUUCCACGACGAACGAGAUCACCGACGUAACAACGCAGAGUGUUCAAGAUGGCGGAAACUUUACGAUGGAUAGCCAAGACUCGAUCACAACGCCAUCUACAGUCGCUGUUACAGAGACUACGGUGAUUUCUCGGACGAACCGUCGUCGGCAAAAGAUCAAAUUCGACUCGGUUUCCGAAUUUGGUCGCAGAGCGAAUCGUAAUCGCGACAGACAAUCGGUCGAUAAUCAAGGAAAUUCGUCGAACGAGACCAGAGGGCAGCAACAGUCUGGACGUCCCGUGCCCGCUUACAGGAGACGCCAACGCAGACCCAGUACUGCUCUGAACGAUCUUCGCGAUCAGAAAAACCGAAAAGUGGCCAAGACCGUCGAGACGAAAGCGAAUAACUCUGCGAAGAAUUCGAACGAUCAAGAAACUUCGAAUGAAGGAGAGACAGACAACGGAAAGAAGCUCGUGCCAAACGCGAUUGAGACAAAAGUCCACGGAGAGCAACUUCCUGAGGUGAAUUCCUCUAAGUCUACGGUAAUGACUACUCGAACACCAGGAAGCCCACUGUCGACCAGGUUGCGGAAACCGACUACACCCUCUUCGACAUCGUCGCAAAACAAGCCUUCGAACACACUCGCGAACAAUCGAAAGAAUCGCCCGACCGAUGGAAGCGAAAAACUCGAUGCCACGAACAACACACCGGAGUUGCCGAAAUCCGAAAAGGAUAUCGAUCAAAGUAGUCGGGCGCAAGAGAUCGCGGUAACCUUGGCGGAGCCACCGACUCCACCACAGUCAGCGACCACCGGUCGACCGUCGUUAAGGAACGCCCUAAGGCGCAGGAUAAGCACUACGCUAGCACCUAGAACAGACGCGACACAGAGUAGGACGACUACCGUCCGUUUCGCGCCGGUUCCCAGAGAUCGACAGAGGCCGAAGACGAAGGAUAAACCGCAACAGAACGUGACGACGAGACCCAGACGACCGCAGGUUAUCGACUACGAUUAUUACGAGGACGAGGAGGAGCCUGUGGUCGGGAAGUCCACCUACAACGGGAAACUCUUCCUUACGAGCAAAGGUACCAUUCGGUGCCUCGAUCAGGGCAAUUUCCCACACCCGUACUCGUGCAAAAAGUUCAUUACCUGCGCAAAAAUGGUGAACGGUCAAGUGGUCGGGGCGGAAUACACCUGUCCUGAUAAAUUGUCGUACGAUCCAGUCGGAGGUAUUUGCAACUGGUCCGCUGGUCUUGGCUGCAAAGAGUAAUAAAAAUAUUAAAAAUGUUCACUGUUCUCUGAAAUACACACCGGGAUCGAACUGCGAUUACGUUUCGAGAGUCGCGUGAAAGUGUCAAACGUCUAACGGAAAGGAACAAAUAUAAAUAAAGAAAACGAUUUCCGUAGCUCGUAAGAUCGACGAUUAUUCGCGGCAACGUACGGGAACCAUCAAGAUUUAAAUGUUUAUCACCGCAAGUAGCCAUAAUCGAUAGAAACGAGAAAUGGUGAUAUUAUCGUUAAAACGUUUCUUCGUGUAAAUAUUAUAGCGUUAUUGUAUAUAAGUAGGGUUAGCUUACGCUAUCUCGUGGCGUACCGACGACAUUUAACUUAUGCGUUUUAGUGCACCGUAACGCCGAGAAGGGCGCUUUAAUCGAACCUCUAUUUUUCUAUAAGGUCCAUGUACUUUUUUCGAGCCUCUAAGAUCGAUCGACGUGCCGUUCGAUUGAGCGAUUUACAUCGCGAAUGUAUAUGUAACGACGAAAGAUUUUUUUUAUUCGGAAUAAAAGCAUCGUUUA
Colletes gigas is the source of this 9427-nucleotide messenger RNA. RefSeq names its product serine-rich adhesin for platelets. The record is from RefSeq and is a predicted model, not a curated record. Gene Ontology annotation, molecular function: chitinase activity; chitin binding. Gene Ontology annotation, cellular component: extracellular region. The transcript has 19 exons. Bases 1 to 8901 code for a protein of 2966 amino acids. Lineage: Eukaryota; Metazoa; Arthropoda; Insecta; Hymenoptera; Colletidae. Gene Ontology annotation, biological process: chitin catabolic process; carbohydrate metabolic process.